GCGGGGCUGCUGUACUGUCUGGCUGGGACGGAGGGUUUCCACGCUAAGCAGGCGACUAACCACAUUAAACCCAUAAAGAGGCGGUUUUGUCUGUCCAGGAUUUGGAGAUUAUUUGUCGUUGUGUCCAACAUAACAGUCCAUCAAGUUGGAGCUCAGUGGACUUUAUUCCCUCGCUGGCUCGCAAACGCUUCAGUGAACCACUGCAGCAGCAACAGACCAAGCACGCCGCCGCCGCUGCUGUUGUUGUGAGAGAAGAAAACAAGCUCGGCGAGCAGUCCGCUACGCUGUGUGAUCAUUGACAGAGUUCAAUACACACACGCUUCAAGUGAUAACUGGUGGGAGCUUUGUGCAGCAUACCUCCGAGUCUCUUCAACAGUCGACAGCUGGAUAGAUUUUGUCGCUGAAGUCGAGGUGUUAUAUAGGUUUUUGUUUUUUAUCUGAGCCACUGACAGGCAUUUGACCAAUAGGAACAGUUUGCACAAUUUCCACCAGCUUGUCCGCUGCCCCCUCCCAAUCCAGAGAGUCUUCUGCCCCAGCAUGAAUGAAGUCAGUGUUGUGAGAGAGGGAUGGCUCCACAAGAGAGGUGAAUACAUUAAAACAUGGCGGCCUCGUUACUUCAUCUUAAAGAGCGAUGGCUCCUUCAUCGGUUACAAAGAGAAGCCUGAGGUGUCCAGUGACCACAGUCUCCCACCACUCAACAACUUCUCUGUCGCAGAAUGCCAGCUGAUGAAGACAGAGCGCCCCAGGCCCAACACGUUUGUCAUUCGUUGCCUGCAAUGGACCUCCGUUAUUGAGCGUACCUUCCACGUAGACAGCAACGAGGAGAGGAAAGAAUGGAUGCGAUCGAUCCAGGCAGUGGCAAAUAGCCUGAAGAGUCAGCAGCAGGAUGAGGAGCCCAUGGAGAUCAAAUUUGGCUCACCAAGUGACAGCAGCGGCACAGAGGAGAUGGAGAUUGCUGUGUCCAAAUCCCGCACAAAAGUGACCAUGAGUGAUUUUGACUACCUGAAGCUGCUGGGGAAAGGAACAUUUGGUAAAGUCAUUCUGGUGAAGGAGAAGGCCACCGGGAUGUACUACGCCAUGAAAAUCCUUCGCAAAGAAGUCAUCAUUGCUAAAGAUGAGGUGGCACACACAGUUACAGAAAGCAGAGUUCUCCAAAAUACGCGGCAUCCUUUUCUAACGACACUAAAAUAUGCAUUUCAAACCCAUGACCGGCUAUGCUUUGUGAUGGAGUAUGCAAAUGGAGGAGAACUCUUCUUUCACUUAUCACGGGACAGAGUAUUCACAGAGGACAGAGCAAGAUUCUAUGGUGCAGAAAUAGUAUCAGCACUGGAGUACCUACACUCACGCAACGUAGUUUACAGGGAUUUAAAGCUGGAGAACCUCAUGUUAGACAAGGACGGUCACAUAAAAAUAACAGACUUUGGGCUGUGUAAAGAGGGGAUCACAGACGGAGCCACCAUGAAAACCUUCUGUGGAACCCCGGAGUACCUGGCACCAGAGGUGCUAGAGGACAAUGACUACGGACGGGCGGUGGACUGGUGGGGACUGGGCGUGGUCAUGUAUGAGAUGAUGUGCGGCCGGUUGCCCUUCUACAACCAGGACCACGAGCGUCUCUUUGAGCUAAUCCUCAUGGAGGAGAUCCGCUUUCCCAAGAACCUGGCUCCUGAGGCCAAGGCCCUGCUGGCCGGUCUGCUCAAAAAGGACCCCAAACAAAGGCUUGGAGGCGGACCAGAUGAUGCCAAAGAUGUGAUGAGCCACAAGUUCUUCACCUCCAUCAACUGGCAGGAUGUUAUUGAAAAAAAGCUUAUUCCACCCUUCAAGCCCCAGGUCACAUCAGAGACGGACACACGUUACUUCGAUGAUGAGUUCACAGCACAAACCAUAACAAUAACUCCCCCUGACAAGUAUGACAGUUUAGAUGCAGAGGACUCAGAUCAGCGUACGCACUUUCCUCAGUUCUCCUACUCUGCCAGCAUACGGGAGUGAUCACUCAGACUCUUAAACAAGCAGGCAGGCUUACACAUGAUCACAAUCCCACAUACACACUUGCACUGCUGGGGAAUUUGAACGACACAAACAAAAACUGGCACAAGACACAUUUUCAUUCGGUCUUUAAUGCACACGCACUCACAGACACACACACACAAACACACAUAGACUUGCAGAUCAGACGUGACAGGGAUCAUAGAGUGUGAAAUGAACACACAGGCGGUGAGUGACUGACCUCAGCAGGUUUGUGUGGACAGACUGGCAGCUUAGUCUCUGUACGUCCUCUCAGGGUUGGCUUUAGGCUUCCCUGCAGGACCUCUGCUGCACUACACUGGGUACCACAUCAAAGCCUUGACACUUUGAAAACCAGGUUAUGCCAGCAAGUACCACCUCUUUACCAGCUCUACCCAUGCUACACACACACACCCACCAACCCAUGCAUAGACUGCAUAUAUAUACACACAAACGUACUUGAUAGAAUUUUAAAACGUAUAAUCAGAAUUAGGAAAUGGUAAAGAUUUGGAGGAAAAGACAAAUUUUUAUUUCAUCGAUUGUUAUGGUUUUAAAUGUAAAGCCAUAUUUCUGCAUUUUUUGCGAUUUAUUUGUUUCAUUUUUUUUAACAAGUGCUCUUUCUGGAAGUUGCUGUUACAAAUCAAGCGUGGGACUUUUCCUACAGUAGGGGGAAAUGGGGAAAAGAGGGAGGGGAGGAGAGUUGCCAUUUCUGUGUUUGCACUGCACGUGUGUGUAAGCGAAUGGACGACCGGAUGCGUGAAUGUGUGCGUGUGUGCAUAUGAGUGCAGGAGAAUGUAUGAACGACCAUUAUGAUUCUCCACCAUCCAUUUGUGUCUGUUUUUCUGCAUGUUUUUAAACUCUGAACUAUUGCUGGAAUAUCGACAAGAGAGGACACUACACGGUGCACUCGAUGGCCUUUUUUAAAAGGGAACAAGCAUGUAAUUUAUGAUUGCUGCGAGCAGCUUGGCGCUACAUUGACUCAGUCAGGAAUAGAAACUGGGAUAUCUUGCAUGGAUAACCUUUGCUUUAGAAGCUGCAUUAAUUUAACUGCAGCAGUCAGGCUCUGAGAGUCCAUGUUGUAAGUCCAGACUGACUUAUUGACAAACUAGCUGCUGGUUGGCAAGAAGGCAAGUUUUCAUUAAGGCCAGUCGCACUAUGUGUUUAAGACCGAAAGAACAGAAGGAAAGAGGAGAGUAGAGUCUAGACGCUUGACCGCAGUUGUUCCCCAACCUGUCUAGAAAGACCGAUGUAGAUGAACACAGCCAUUCGCUUUCCUCGAUCCAGUAAUUUUCAUUUUCUAGCUGAAGAGUUAGGCACCAAUCGUUCGUUGAUUUUCCAUUUGUAAUAUCUGUGUAAGUUUAAAAAAUGUUUUUUCAAAUAAGCCUCUGAGUGUUCCCGUAUUUAAAGAAUGAGAGUUCAAUCAUUGUUAAGUUAAUGAUGAGGCCAAAAAUUGACUGACUUGGUGGACGUUUAACACUUCAAAUGAUUCCACGUUUGAUGUUCAGUACCUUUGAUUUGCGUUUUCUUUAAUGCUGUGUCGAGGCACUUAAAUCUAUGUAGUUGUAUGUCCGGAGCAACAGUCUGCAGGUCUACAAUCCAACUAAACGCUGCAUGAGCUGGCUGACCAACCUUCAACCUGUAGACAGGUAGAACUAAUCACAACAUCAGCGUUGUUAAGUUGAAAUGUAAAUCUGCAUACUUUGAGUUAAGGAGGCACAUUAUUGAGAGAGGUUUUGGACAGCAUGUUGACGCAAACAUUUUUAUAUUCCAUAUUGCUGGAAGAGAUGUUGGUUGCUUUUUGAGCUUCACUAAAGGAACAUCAAAAUCUUUUUGUUUGUCAUUGUUUUGUUUUUGUUUGUUGAUUUUUGCUCUUUUUUUGUCCAUCUAUUUCUCAAAUUUUGGAAGACUCAUUGUCUUGUCUAAGUAUACAUUAUAUAAAAUAUAUAUAUUAAAAGUUUUUAAACGGC
Messenger RNA from Chelmon rostratus (copperband butterflyfish), 3968 nucleotides. RefSeq names its product v-akt murine thymoma viral oncogene homolog 2 (gene akt2). The record is from RefSeq and is a predicted model, not a curated record. Gene Ontology annotation, biological process: protein phosphorylation. The coding region runs from base 538 to 1986 and encodes 482 amino acids. The transcript is spliced from 14 exons. NCBI's taxonomy places the organism in Eukaryota, Metazoa, Chordata, Actinopteri, Chaetodontiformes, Chaetodontidae. Gene Ontology annotation, molecular function: ATP binding; protein serine/threonine kinase activity.